This is a messenger RNA of Acaulospora colombiana, 804 nucleotides long. NCBI's taxonomy places the organism in Eukaryota, Fungi, Glomeromycota, Glomeromycetes, Diversisporales, Acaulosporaceae. The record is from the annotation of a GenBank genome assembly.
AUGGCAUCUACUAUUGGACUUUCUUCUCUCUUUUCCUCUCAACCACCUCCCCCAUCCCAACCCGUCACCCCUUCAAUACCGAUAAGACGGUUACGUACACGCUCCCUCUCCCCAUCUCCUUCUCCACUCCGAAACGCCACUCCCUCCUCUCCCUACGAAUACGGACAAGACCACACCGAAGUCAUCCCACCAAUCCCCCCAUCCACCAACCCACGCGGCGAACUCAUCUUUUCCUCCCGCGUACACCCAUCAUUCCGAGAGGGGUACGAACGGUACCGCGAGAGCUAUGAGCGCAAGCGGUCACAAGGUGCACCCCGCACAAACGGUGCUGCCACCUCAGACAAUGUUGCCAAAAGGAUGCUAUAUAGGAUUCGCCACCCGUUCGGUGGAGGUGUGACGCCGCCGUCCGUCUAUGAUACACCCCGCGCCAUGACGCCCGUUCUCACACCUGGUGGUGUUGAUACGCCGACUGCAGAGGGUGCUGCGUUUGGUGGGCUGGGUGGGUCGCCGGGGUCUAUGAGGGGUAGAACAAACUCGAACACGCCCACUGGGUCGCGACGGUCUAGUCCCGCUCCACCUGGUUCUCUCGGCAAAAAAGGAAGCAAGCGACGUCCGGGGGGUAAACUCAGUAGACAGAGUACGCCGUUGUUGGAGAUUGUAGAAGUGUUGGGGGCAAGUGGGGGUCCUGGGAUGAACGCUACCAGCGAGACAGGUUUCGCUAGUACCAGUGGAGCAACCCCUCUGACGAGAGUGCGCUCAUCGAAGUGCCGGGUUUGGGUCUCGACAGUGGGACGACUGGACGAC